AUGUCGUCAGAUCUUAGUGGGCAUUUCCAUGAUAUGGCUCUAAGUAUGUUUGUAGCAUAUAAAGCCUUGCUAUUUAAUGAAACGCCCGUAGCGUGUAUUGUGAAAAACACCAAAACUGGAGAAGUUACAAGCAUAGGGUAUAACUAUACCAAUACAUCACUUAAUGGAACCCAACAUGCCGAAUUCAUAGCCAUGCAACGGUUUAAAGAUCAAGAUGUGAAUUAUAAAGAUUUAGUGGUGUAUGUUACCGUUGAGCCGUGUAUUAUGUGUGCGUCAUUCUUGCGACAAUUAGGCAUAGGUAAAGUAUAUUAUGGGUGUGGGAAUGAUAGGUUUGGUGGAACGGGCACUGUUUUGUCGGUGCAUGAUGAUCCUAAUUUAGGAGAGGGGAGGUAUGAGAGUAUUGGUGGGAUAAUGAGAACUGAAGGUAUCCAGUUGUUACGAAACUUUUACAUUCAAGAGAAUGAAUCGGCUCCACAACCCAAGAUUAAAAAGAAUAAAGAAAUUGAAACAAAGGAGUUCCCACGCAAUGAGUUUAAGUUUCUGGAAGAUCAAUUCAUAGAAAAUUACGGAAAAGAAAGAAUACCGUUAUACAAUGACGGCGUGAAAGAGUUGACUCCGGUGUUUGGAAAAGGUUAUUCUGUUCAUGAUCUCAUCGACAUCUCAUCAGUAAAAGCACUUCCGUAUUUGGAACAAGAGUUAGGUGAAAUAACCCAAGAUCAACUUAACGAGUUCUGCGAUCUUUUCUUUAACAUUCACGACAAUGGUGAAAUCAACUAUGACAAACCAAUCAGAAAAUACAAUGCAAAGAAAAGACAUUUAGAAGAGUAG
Spathaspora passalidarum NRRL Y-27907 is the source of this 828-nucleotide messenger RNA. RefSeq names its product tRNA(adenine34) deaminase. The coding region runs from base 1 to 828 and encodes 275 amino acids. Gene Ontology annotation, cellular component: nucleus; cytoplasm. Gene Ontology annotation, molecular function: zinc ion binding; tRNA-specific adenosine-34 deaminase activity. The record is from RefSeq and is a predicted model, not a curated record. Gene Ontology annotation, biological process: tRNA wobble adenosine to inosine editing. The transcript has a single exon. NCBI's taxonomy places the organism in Eukaryota, Fungi, Ascomycota, Pichiomycetes, Serinales, Debaryomycetaceae.